Messenger RNA from Podospora anserina S mat+, 483 nucleotides. RefSeq lists its product as uncharacterized. The transcript has 2 exons. The coding region runs from base 1 to 483 and encodes 160 amino acids. The record is from RefSeq and is a predicted model, not a curated record. Lineage: Eukaryota; Fungi; Ascomycota; Sordariomycetes; Sordariales; Podosporaceae.
AUGCCGUUCUUCUCUCGAUCAGAGCCCGCCCAGCAGCCGGUACAACCGGCACCUCAGCCUGUCUACGAAGAGCAGCCCAAGAAACAUGGCCUCUUCAGUCGCCACCGCUCCCCAUCUCCCGCCCGUACUACCAGCACCAGCACUCGGCACACCAACUCGACCUACCAGACCUCUCCUGAGCGUGGCACCCGAAGCUCCAGCGGCAGUCGUGGUGGUCUUCUCCGUCGGUCCUUUGGCAACGGUUCCGCCAACGAGAUGGAUCCCAGCAUCGUCGCUGCCCGUGAGAGGGUCAUGAGUGCCGAGAUGGCGGAGCGGGAGGCUGAUCGUGCCCUCAUGGCUGCCCGCGAGAGUGUCCGCGAGGCCCGCGAGCAUGUCCGCAGACUGGAGCUCGAAGCUCAGGAGGAGGCCAGGCGGGCCAAGAUCAAGCAACAGCAAGCCAAGGAGGUUUCUAAAAGAGGAAAGCAGCUCGGACGCUACGAUUAG